Molecule: messenger RNA, 1709 nt
Organism: Exserohilum turcica Et28A
Lineage: Eukaryota; Fungi; Ascomycota; Dothideomycetes; Pleosporales; Pleosporaceae
Exons: 5
Coding region: 176-1480 (434 amino acids)
Biological process (GO): mitotic telomere tethering at nuclear periphery; meiotic attachment of telomere to nuclear envelope
Cellular component (GO): nuclear membrane complex Bqt3-Bqt4
Molecular function (GO): DNA binding
Source: RefSeq, a predicted model, not a curated record
GCCCCUCGACGCUCUUCUGCGCCCCAGCACGCCUCGGCCCUCCCUGCACUCGUCCCGCCAAUUGCGCGCGUAUUACGUAGUCUUACUCCGACACUUUUCGCGACUCUCCUUGCGCUGCGCGCCCCCCGUCACCCGUAUCCAUUGUAAUCCCAUCUUAGCCGACAAGCCCACCACCAUGGUUGUUGAUCGCGUUCUGCCCGAGAGGAAGAACCCUCUGCUCGAGCCCACCGACUCGACAGCUGUCGACAUCCUCAUCGAGAGACGCCGCCUGGGACAGACCAACCUGGGCGUCAAGGCCGGCCAGGUCGGCCUCACCAACGCGGCAAAGCCCGAAAACCUGGGCACCUUUGACUACGCGCACCUGAGGGUCCCCUUGCCAAAAGACCUCUCGGGCUCUGGCAUCUUUUCGCGAAACCGCAUGUCCGCCUUCCCCGAGUCAUAUUUCUUGAUGCGACGCAGCAGCGAUGGCUACAUUAGUGCUACCGGCAUGUUCAAGGCUGCAUUCCCAUGGGCAUCUCUGCAGGAAGAGGAACUCGAACGCAAGUACCAGAAGACGUUUCCAUCCGCCGGCGCUGAAGAGGUAGCCGGCAGCGUUUGGAUCGCGCCAGAGGAGGCUCUUGCGCUCUCGGAAGAAUACUCGAUGCGCCACUGGAUAGAGGCGCUGCUCGACCCCGCGCCCAUUGAGAAGGGCAACAAGGACAAGGCAAACGUGCACAUUCAGAUGCCCCCCAGGUUCGACGUUGCAAACGCACAACCCGCCACUCUCCCUACGCCUGGUCUUGUUCGCACAACGCGCGCACGUUCGGCCCGAUCCGUCUCACCCAGCAAGGGCAUGACACCAAGUCGCAAGUACGCCACCCCACGCAAACCACGAACGACACGAAGCACCGUGAAGCCAGACGUCAACAAGGCAGACGAUGUCUUUAGACCCACCGAGGCCGUUACUCCGUCAAGUGCGCUGCAAAACAUUAUUGCUAAUGGCGUAUCGGAACCCGUCACACCAUCAGUCGAGCGCGAGGUCAAAGAGAAGGAGCCAGAAGUCGAGGCUGCGCAAAACGGCGAGACAAAGCCAGAGCCUGAGGUCAAGGAGGGCACAGUCCGCAUUGAAGUGCAGCAAACCGUCGAGACCAACGGCGACACGGAGAAGACGAGCACCAACGUCACAGUCGAUGUCCCACACGACCAUGCUGCGCUGCCCGAGCCCGAAGACCCCAUGGCCAUGAUUGCCGAGGCCAAGCGUAUGGUUGCCGAAGCACAACAAUUCGACGCCAACUCAGCAACCACGGUUACGCGGUCAUCGAAGCGUGGCAUCGAAGACGUGCUCGACGCGGAGGAUCUGGCCGAAGAGCGCCUCAAUAAACUCGCAAAGGUCGCAUACACAACCGAACAGAAGAUGACAAAGGAAAAGGUCACACGGAGGGCACUGGUUGGUCUAGGAGUCAUGGCUGCUAUUGGAACCGCAUUCCAAUACUUUGUAUAAGUGUGCGGAUCCAUAUAUCUCUCUCUGUGUCUCUCUACAUAUAUAUCCCUCACACCUUUUUUUUUAAUUCGAUCUCACCUUAUUUCUUGGAUUGGUGGUUUUUUUUUGCGCUUUUUUUUUCUCUCUCUCUUGAUGUCAAAUGACAAACUCCUCCGCCCGGCUAUGUAUGUGUGUGUGUUUGGGGGGUUUUUUGGGUACACCCAUGGGAGGGGGGGGGGAUGCAAAGGGC